AGUUCCAAUCCAAGUCUCGUAUUCAAAAAUAAAAAUUAAAGAAGAAAAAUAAAAGUUUCAACCAAGUCCACGGCACGUACAAGCGGCUCUUUGAAUUCGUGCGUCGCCUUCUUGUCCGUGAUGCUUUUGCCAAUUUGCCUCUUUUCUCUCUCGCUCUUUUCCUCAAAGCCUUCCAUUUUACUCUUCAUUUGGCAUCCGCCACUUCUUUUCUUCUUCUUCAAAUGCUAUUCAACGCCAACCACAUCUCGUCUUAGCAAAACCAGCAUAUGGAUCAGAUCAUCUGCUCAAUGCUUACUAAUUGAUUUCUGGCCCUUCACUCUGUCUUCUUAGCUUGAUCUAUCAAGACAGAAUGGAGUCCUGUGAUUGUAUUGACACACAAUGGCCCCCUGAUGAACUUCUGGUGAAAUAUCAAUACAUAUCCGACAUCUUAAUUGCCCUUGCAUAUUUCUCCAUUCCCCUGGAGCUUAUAUAUUUCGUUCAAAAAUCUGCAUUCUUCCCCUACAGAUGGGUGCUUAUGCAGUUUGGUUUUUUCAUUGUCCUCUGUGGAGCAACCCACUUCAUAAAAUUGUGGACGUUCUCUAUGCACUCUAAAGCUGUUGUUGUGGUGAUGACAGUUGCAAAGAUUUCAUGUGCUAUAGUUUCGUGUGCAACUGCAUUAAUGCUUGUUCACAUUAUACCUGACUUGUUGAGUGUCAAAACUCGGGAAUUGUCUCUCAAGAACAAGGCUGAAGAGCUUGACAAGGAGAUGGGCAUUAUUCUGACUCAAGAAGAAACUGGAAGGCAUGUUAGAAUGCUGACUCACGAAAUUAGAAGCACACUCAACAGACAUAAGAUAUUGAACACCACUCUUGUUGAGCUUGGUAGGGCUUUAGGCCUGGAGGAAUGUGCAUUGUGGAUGCCAUCUGGAACUGGUUCGAAUCUAGAACUUUCUCAUACUCUAAAUUACCAAAUUCAAGUUCGGUCGUCUGUCCCAAUAAACCUUCCAAUAGUCAAUGAAGUUUUCAAUAGUGCUCAAGCAAUGUGUAUUCCCUACACCUGCCCACUGGCAAGGAUCAGACCACUUGUGGGAAGAUACAUGCCGCCAGAGGUUGUCGCUGUACGUGUACCACUUUUAAAUCUCUUAAAUUUCCAAACGAAUGAUUGGCCUGAUCUCUCAGCAAAAAAUUAUGCAAUCAUGGUUUUGAUUCUUCCAACGGAUGGUGCUAGAAAAUGGAAGGACUACGAAUUAGAACUUGUUGAUGUUGUUGCAGACCAGGUAGCAGUUGCUCUUUCACAUGCAGCUAUUUUGGAAGAGUCUAUGCAAGCCCGUCAGCAGCUCGUGGACCAGAAUCUUGCUUUAGAUCGAGCUCGACGAGAAGCAAAAACAGCAAUCCAUGCUCGCAAUGAUUUUCUUUCAGUCAUGAACCAUGAAAUGAGAACUCCGAUGCGUGCAAUCACUGCAUUGUCUUCACUUCUUUUAAAGAAUGACCUAACUCCAGAGCAGAGGGUUAUGAUAGAGACAGUAUUAAAAAGUAGUAACCUUUUGGCAACCCUUAUUAAUGAUGUUUUAGAUCUUUCUAGACUUGAAGAUGGAAGCUUAGAAUUAGAUAUUGGAACAUUCAACCUUCAUGGAGUUUUCAGAGAGGUUGUUAAUUUGAUUAAACCAGUUGCAUCUGUAAAAAAGUUACCAGUACUGAUUCUGGCCCCAGAUUUACCUUUCUAUGCUAUUGGUGAUGAGAAACGACUCAUGCAAACUCUCUUAAAUAUUGUUGGUAAUGCUGUGAAGUUUACAAAAGCAGGUUCUGUUUCGAUUAUCGCAGCUAUUGCAAAACCAGAAUCUAUAAGAGAUUGGCGACCCCUUGAAUUUUACCCAGUAUCAAGUGAAGGCCACUUCUACGUUCAAGUUGAGGCUGCACAUGAUGCUUUUGUUGAAACUAGUGGAUCUCUCAACACAGUUGCUACUUCUCUAAUGAAGAUUGAAAAUGAUAUACGGUUAUUAGGAAGUGGUCCACGUUGUGGCCUUGGUGAGCUCAUCCUUCCUGAAAAUGAGCCUGGCAGCAGUAUAAUGCCUGGGAAGGUUAAUCCUACGCAGUGCGAGGCUCUCACAAUGGUCUGUGCUCAAGUAAGGUGUAUCCUCUUAUUGUUAUACUAAGAUGAUCUAAAUUGCUGAGAAUUUAGAAAGCCUGAAGUAAAAGCUUGACUAUUUUAAAGAUCUUGUGAGUUUCCAAGUUACACAGUCAGUGGUAUUAUGUUGUUAUUUUUUAAGUGAUAUCAGACUAUCAUGUCAUUGUAGAAUCUUCUUUUAUGUCUUCCAGGUUAUGGGUAACCAUGUGGCUAUCACAGUGGGUGGAUCAAAUGGUCACUUUGAACUUAAUCUAUUCAAGUCCAUGAUUGCUAAUGGACUCCUAAAUGCAAGGUUUAAAAUAUUCAAUAUUU
Molecule: messenger RNA, 2415 nt
Organism: Ziziphus jujuba (common jujube)
Lineage: Eukaryota; Viridiplantae; Streptophyta; Magnoliopsida; Rosales; Rhamnaceae
Product: ethylene response sensor 1
Biological process (GO): signal transduction
Cellular component (GO): endoplasmic reticulum
Molecular function (GO): ethylene binding; phosphorelay sensor kinase activity; protein binding
Source: RefSeq, a predicted model, not a curated record